This is a messenger RNA of Caenorhabditis remanei, 435 nucleotides long. RefSeq lists its product as uncharacterized. The coding region runs from base 1 to 435 and encodes 144 amino acids. NCBI's taxonomy places the organism in Eukaryota, Metazoa, Nematoda, Chromadorea, Rhabditida, Rhabditidae. The record is from RefSeq and is a predicted model, not a curated record. The transcript is spliced from 2 exons.
AUGGACAAACAGAAGCCGUCAAAGAAAAGUGCAACGAUGAGUUCGCGUAAUAAGACUCAAAAGAAAACAAAGCAAAGACCGAGCUCCUCGAAUUCUUCGAACAAUAACCCAAGCUCGAAGAAGAAGUCUUCCACCAACAAUCGGAAGAAUGCUCCGAAGAGUGCUCCACCGACCACGUGUCCGAUGUCUUCUCCGAAAGAUAAUAAUGAGAAGAAGGACCCUACUGAUAGAGAGAAGAAAAAAGAAGAGAAGAAGGAUAAGGUGACACCGGCGAAGAAGAAGCCAGAGCUCCCAGAGAAGAAGUUGGACAGAACACAAGAAGAUGAUAAUAAAGAGACGGAAAGUGGAUUGAGUUUGGUGGUUAAAGAGGGCAAUGUUCCAGUGAAAAUGGACGAUGGAUAUGAAGAUUUUGGGCCGGGUGCCAAUACUCAGUGA